Molecule: messenger RNA, 2329 nt
Organism: Lingula anatina
Lineage: Eukaryota; Metazoa; Brachiopoda; Lingulata; Lingulida; Lingulidae
Product: ankyrin repeat domain-containing protein 13C-B
Biological process (GO): protein retention in ER lumen
Cellular component (GO): cytoplasm
Molecular function (GO): signaling receptor binding
Source: RefSeq, a predicted model, not a curated record
CUCCGGAAUCUGACAUCGGAUUAAUUCUUUAAAAAAAUUAAUGUCAUGCUUGAGAAAAGAAGAAACGUCUAACUUAUAUUUAUCUAUAUUUGUGACGAUAUCGAUCAUCUGAGAAACACGAAAUACUGUUUUAUAUCUUACGUUGAUUGAAAACAAAGUCACGUGACCAAAAGUGACAUGAUGGCGGAGGAGGAGAGAUUCCUUCUUCACGAAUCUGUAUUUCAUGAUGAUAUUAGACGAGUUGCACAACUCUUACGGAGUCAUGAUAUUGCACAGAGAGAUCACCAUGGUAACACGCCUUUGCAUUUGGCAGUGAUGAUGGGACACAAAGAAUGUGUUCAUCUACUUCUCGCCCAUGGAGCUCCCGUCAAGGUAAAAAAUGCUCUUGGCUGGAGUCCCUUGGCAGAAUCUGUAAGCUAUGGAGACAGACAAAUAAUUUUGAUUUUAUUACGGAAGUUGAAACAACAGUCCAGAGAAGCGUUAGAGGAACGCAGACCAGCCUUAGUCAGUGCUUUACAUGAACUGGGUGAUUUUUAUCUAGAACUGAAAUGGGACUUUCAGAGCUGGGUUCCACUAGUAUCUAGAAUUCUUCCAUCUGAUGUGUGCAGAAUAUGGAAAAGGGGACCAAAUAUACGAAUGGACACUACUCUAGUGGAUUUCAAUGACAUGAAAUGGGAGAGAGGGGACAUAAGUUUUAUUUUUACUGGUGAAGCAAAACCUGCUAAUUCACUGACUGUUCUAGACAACAAAUUGCAAGUCUUUCAGAGUAUACGAUAUGAGGAGUCAGACUUGGAAUUGGAGGAUGAGGUAGACAUUUUGAUGAGCAGCGACAUCAUGGCCGCACAAAUGUCCACAAAGAAAAUCUCUUUCUCCAGAGCACAAAGAGGAUGGUUCUUUCGAGAGGAAAGAAGUGAAAUUGUGGGUUCAUUCCAAGCUGAUUUUUAUACAGUCCAUGGUUUGGCACUAGAAUCCAGGAAGAGGCGAGAACAUUUGUCACCAGAAGAUCUCCAGAAAAAUAAACAGAUAAUGGAAAACCUAAGUAAAGGCAACAUAAUUGACAAUUACGAACACAUUCAGCGUAGGCCAUCCCUACGACCACCUCCAGAAACUUCGGUGACAUGGGAAGAAUAUUUAAAUGCUGAACCUGGGCGACCACCAACACUUGGCCGGAGGAUGCUCUGCAAAGAAAAUGCCAAGACAUUUAAAGCAACAUUAGCUAUGAGUGAAGAGUUUCCAAUGACGAUAGAAGCGUUGCUUGAUGUUCUGGAAAUUAUUGCUCCAUUCAAACACUUCAGCAAGUUACGGGAAUUUAUGAUCACAAAACUUCCACCUGGGUUUCCUGUUAAAAUAGAAAUCCCAGUUUUUCCCACUGUGACAGCUCGGGUGACUUUCCAGGAGUUUGACUGGAUGCACGACAUAGGGGAUGAGAAGUUCAUGAUUCCCAAGGACUAUACUGAGGAUCCCAACAGGUUCCCUGACUUGUGACAUUACCUUGAGAUCAACUUCAUUCACAUUCUUUGUUCAUGGAGAGAUGUAGCAGCAGGGAACAAAGAGGCGGGUGAGGAGGAGGAGGAGGAGGAGGGGGAGGAACAGGCAGGAAUUGAUCUUCCAAUGACUAAUUUGGGAAAUGAGAGCACAGAGAUGACCCUUGUGUUUUGAUUGAAUACAAUAAUACGUUGGAAGAAUUGUGAUAACAUAUCAAACCAAAGUCUUAGCAUAACGGUAACUUGGGUAUCAUCUUUGACACGAGGGUGUCCAGCUGCAUUCCAUCUCCCUGGCACUUGUUCCAGAUUUUGUGGUGUGAAGCACAGACGCCAAAGAUGAUACUGCUCAUUGUGUUGAUGGGAUGCCCAAGUUUGCUAGACCUCUGUUAUGAAUAUUCUCACAAUUGUGAAUUUACUUAUUAGGCAAUAGAAAAUGGAGAAUAUUUUAUUAAUUUUGCCAACUUCCUAAGUACUGUGUUAAUUAUAACCAGCCUCAUAAUCUUUUGUUUUGUUUUAAAAUGUGCUUACGGUCUGUAUUUAAAAAUUAGCAGCGUCUGAGCUGUUACUACCUUUUAAGGAUGCCUCUUAGCAAAUUAUACAUUUUUUUUUUCAUAUUUUUAGAGUUAAGACUGUUGGUGUCUUUGUUUGCUUGUUUAGGCAAUAAGUUAAAUAACAUAAAAUAUUUUACUUAAGAGUAUGGAACUAUAAACAUACAUUAGGGGUUAGUUGUAGGGAUUACAAAUGUCCUAUAAGUUGGUUUUGGGGCUCUUUGGACUUCUUUUCUGUAUCCUAAACUUAAUUGUGUUCUGUUUUGUACAAAUGCAUUUAUUUAUUAUAUAUAUAUA